AUGGAUAAGGGGAAAGGAAUGCAUGAGGAAGAAGAAAAAGUGACCACCCUGUAUAUGCAAGCCCCAAGUGGUUUGAACUGGAGGAAAAAACCGAGGGAAAGAAAGAGAAGAAAAGUGAUGGAGAGAGCAGGGGACGGAACUGGAAGUAAGAGGGAGCAGGGAAGAGGGAUAGGAAGAUGGAUAAAAGGAAGAGAGAGCAUCAGAAAAAAGAAAAAUAAAGGGAAGAGGGAGCAGAGAAGGGGAAUUGGACGAGCAGAAGAGAAAGGGAAAGAGAGAACGCUGGAAGAAAAAGUAGGCGACGGGGGAACAGAGAAGAGGGAAAGAGACGUGAAGGGGAAAGAGAAGGAAGUGGAAGAAGCGGAGAUACAGAGGACACGUGAACAGAAACAUAGUAGCAAGGGAAUGAAAUGCGAGAAGAAUGUGAAAAAUGAGGAAAAACGAAUAGAAGGAAGGAGGAAGAAAGAGACAGGAGAAAAUAAAAUUGGAAAGAAAAGAAGAUCAAGAAAGAAGGAAGAUGGAGAGAGAAGGGCGAAGAAAGAGGAGAGAGGGGGAGAAAGGAGGAAGAAGGAGAAAAACAGAGAACUAAAGGAAGAAAACCACAAGAAAAGAAAUAAAGAAGAAGUGGAUUCAGUAAGGAAAAUACAGGAGACAUAUGGAGAGAGAAAGGGGAGUACGGGAGUGAAAGAACGAGGAAAAGGGAAGGCGAUAAGAGUAAUAAAGGGGAUGAGGAGAAACGCAAAACGAAGAUAG
Messenger RNA from Zophobas morio, 750 nucleotides. RefSeq lists its product as uncharacterized. The record is from RefSeq and is a predicted model, not a curated record. The coding region runs from base 1 to 750 and encodes 249 amino acids. The transcript is spliced from 5 exons. NCBI's taxonomy places the organism in Eukaryota, Metazoa, Arthropoda, Insecta, Coleoptera, Tenebrionidae.